GCGUACCGCAAAUAAAAUAAAAUGAUUUGGUGUUCAGAACAUAUUUUCGUGAAAAUUUUGUAGCAAAAUGAUAGUUCCUAGACCACCUUACAAAUAACUGAUCCUGGAAAUAUUGUGCAAUGGCAACAGAAAUCUGUUCUGAUGCCAUAAUGGUAAUUAAGCAAAACAAAGAAAAGUUGAUUAAGAAACCUUUUGUUUUUAAGUUUUUUUGUCUGAUGUUUGGGAAAAAGAUAACCUUAAAGGUGGAAAGAAGACAAAAGAUAAUGCAUGCAAGGAAAAUUUGUAGCUUCUGAAGGCAACUUCUGGUAAUUUGCAAGGCCUUUAGAGGUUUAUAGCACUGACUGUUUUCUCUUUAUACAUUAACUGUUAAUGACUUUUUUUCUCAUUGAUGAAAUUAUACAUCUCUGACAACCCCAAUCCAUCCCCAUCCACAUAAUGGAGCAAGAGUUGGGAGAGAAAGGAAUCCUAGAACUGAGUGCUGAAAGGAAAAAGAAGGAGUAAGUAAGGUUUGCACAGAUCCCAGGUUGGAGGGGAGAGACCUUGGACAGUUCUCCCACUGCUGGCCUUCAGGUGGCGCUAUUGGCCCAAGAUUGCUCGGUUGGUGUUCAGAAGGGACUCUUGCUCCUUGCUGUGCAAGAAAUGUCGUCACUUUCAGAAUAUGCCUUGCGCAUGAGUCGUCUGAGCGCCCGGCUGUUUGGUGAAGUUGCCAGGCCUGCUGAUUCCAAAUCCAUGAAAGUGGUGAAGCUGUUCAGCGAGCAGCCUUUGGCCAAGAGGAAGGAGACUUAUGACUGGUAUCCUAAUCACAACACUUAUUUUGCACUCAUGGGGACACUACGUUUUCUUGGACUCUACAGAGAUGAGCAUCAGGACUUUAAGGAUGAGCAGCGGCGUCUGAAGAAGCUUCGUGGAAAGGGGAAACCAAGGAAAGGAGAAGGGAAGAGAGCAGCAAAAAGGAAAUAGUGUUGGGCCAUCAGGGGAGGACUUCUCCCUCAGCAACCAAGAGCAGGACGAAGUGUAUUUAUUGUCCCUUCACAUAUUGGAGGAGUACAAGCUUCCUAAGUUGAAGAUUAUUCAGAGGAAUACAGUCAUCUCCGUGCUGAAGUCUAAUGCAGUUGAAUUGUGACUGGUUUCUUGAACACAUUUUAAUUCUGCAACAUUGUUUACCUUGGUUCUGUAAUCUGAAGUUUACCUUAUUCCCCAGAGAAAUGAGUGCAUGAUUACUAUUGAAUGACUUGUUUGGGAGGGGAUGGGAUGUUGGCGGAGUGGAGGGGAAACUCAUUAAAUGAACACCCUCGUUA
Molecule: messenger RNA, 1298 nt
Organism: Delphinapterus leucas (beluga whale)
Lineage: Eukaryota; Metazoa; Chordata; Mammalia; Artiodactyla; Monodontidae
Source: RefSeq, a predicted model, not a curated record